UCCAGAAUGGGUAUAACACAUGAAUACUGACUUGAUAUACAGUGUUUGAAAAUGGCUGAUAAUGUAGUUGUGGAUAUUGGAGAAGAAGUAAUAAGGUUUGCUCAUGAUCAAGGUCAUGUUAAAGCCAGUAAAGACACGAUAAACUGGUCAGGGGUCGGUACCAAGUGUGGAAAAGUAAAAUUCGAAAAGAGUCACUACUCUAAAACAUCUAGAACAAUAAGUGUGGGGAGCAAUGAGUACCAAGAUGUUUUGGAUAAAUUGGUCGUGAAAAUGGGGGAAAAUAAUGAAGAUAAUGUUGUCACUGCUGUUGAGUAUGAUUUACAUAAAGAUGUUUCUAAAGCAAGUGGAUUGAAAUCAUCAGGACAUGGGGUUUGUGUGGCGGAUGAUUGCUUGAUUAACUUAACAGGAAAGCCAACAACAUGUUACGUAUCUUUUAGUUCAAAUAUGAAGAAAACUUGUCAAGCUGGUGUGCAGUUAACACAUACACUGCAGUGCGCGACUAAUGCUAAUCCAAGUAUGACAAGAAGAAACUCUGAUAAUGUUUUGUUUAAGAAAGAAAGAACAAACCUACACAACAGUGGUGGGAAUAAAAACUUAUCAAAAAUAUUGUUGUCGCCAAAGUUCCGAACUUCCAUACACCUUCCUGGCGUUACAAGGAAAACAAUUGUAAUUCCUUUUACAAACAACCCAAAAAUCAAAGCAGAAAUGCCACCAGGGUUAAAGGUUCCUAUUGAGAUAACAGAAACCAUAGAAGAGGAGAAAGGUUCUCUGUCUGCUGAUUACUUCAUAUGGGGGUGCGUGAUGGUUACAGUAUGGGGCAAACCAUACAAACUUACACUUGCAGAUAUUCUGGAUCCAAAAAACAACUCGUUGUUUACAAGAGACAACAUACGUUUGAACAAGAAAUUCAACAUCAAUUCUACCGACACUGAACAAGCAGUGAAGUUUGAAAUAAAGGGAGUGUAUGAAAGUAAAAAGAUUCACUACAAUAUCAAGCUUAACUUUCCAAAUACUCUACUCAGACGACCAAUUAACAAUGUUGUAGCAUUAAAAUGUAAAUGCGACACAAUUCAACUUCCAUACAACAUACAAGAUGAUGGUUACUGCGAAUUAAGCAAUAAAAAUCUUGCCAAGAUUAUUCUACGAUGGAGACAAAUACAAUAUUCCUUUAGAGACAAUCACACGAAACGAGAUAACAGUUUGUUAUGGAAAGUAAUUAAAUCAUCGGAUACUGAACUUGCAAAGUUUGCCCGUACGACAGAAAUCGAUAAAUGUUGCACGAGUUCAACGGCAGUUGAUAAAUUCCUACUUUCACUAAUUUUAUGGAGAGAAGAAUGCGAGACAAUUAAUGAGCUGGCUGAUUUGAAAUGGGAGAAUGUUAACAAACAAGCAAAACAUUUAACUCAACAGUUAUUUAAGUUGGGAAUGCCAGUGCCUGUGAUAAACUUUUUAUGGGACCAAGAAAGCCAAAAUGAAGCAUUGCAAUGCCCGGUACAUAAGUUUUUACCGGCAAAAAUUCCUGAACCAAAGUGUUUGAAAAACUCAGCGCAAAUUAAGAUGAAGUCCCAGCUACCUGAUCGAGUACUUAACAGAUUAUCCCAGCGUUGGGACCUACAAGAUGGUUGGGUGUCAACUGCAUUGUUCCUGGGAGUCGACUUACAUAAUGUUCAUAGACUAGCUACAAGUGAUGAUAGUUAUAACACGGUGGCUGAUAAAAUAAUGAUGUGUUUUAAACUGUGGAGGAUUCAACAUAGAAGGAAUUCUAUUGGUGGCAAUGAUGGUAAAGGCGCGUGGUGUUCUAUAUGGGACUUAUGUGAACAACUAAGUGAGAUGGGAACGCAAGAAGAAGUUUUCAACUUCCUUUGGUUGGAUAGCGAAACUACACCAUGAUAUUAAAAGCUCACUAAAUUAAAAAAAUACUACAAACUGCUUACUUGGUACUAUUUAUAGGCGCCAGACUUUUUAAAAUGCAAGGGAGGCAGGGUAGGUAAACACACCUUUAACACAAAACUAAAUUUUUUGGAUGAAAAAUUGCAAGAA
This is a messenger RNA of Ciona intestinalis (vase tunicate), 2040 nucleotides long. The record is from RefSeq and is a predicted model, not a curated record. NCBI's taxonomy places the organism in Eukaryota, Metazoa, Chordata, Ascidiacea, Phlebobranchia, Cionidae.